This is a messenger RNA of Xenopus tropicalis (tropical clawed frog), 1549 nucleotides long. RefSeq names its product IQ motif containing K (gene iqck). The record is from RefSeq and is a predicted model, not a curated record. The coding region runs from base 222 to 908 and encodes 228 amino acids. The transcript has 9 exons. NCBI's taxonomy places the organism in Eukaryota, Metazoa, Chordata, Amphibia, Anura, Pipidae.
CACUUGUAGCUGUACUACUACUUUCUUCAAAAUCAUGGGGUCCACAGUAGUGAAAAGCUGGGUUUUUGUUUCUUAUGUUAAAGUUUGGCUUUUAAUUGUACUGCGCGCAUGUACCUGCACGAAGAAAGGGAAAGCAGGCAGAGGAUCGCCUCUUGCAAGUACCCCGGGGCCAGUACAGUUUUUUGAUAACAGGAGCACCGGCCCGGGUAUCAGAGUAUGAGAUGGAGCAACCUUUAAUUCCCACGGAAUAUAAAUCAACAGGAAAACUGUUCAUGUCUAUCAGUGAUACACAGAACUUAUGUGAAGAGAAUUCCAGUAUACCUGCCAGAGGUCAUAAAUUACAGCAUUUACAACAGACAGAUCAUAAGACAUGUUCUCCCCAGGAAUACUUGGAAAGGUACAUAUUUCCCAUCUUGCUGCCAGGAAUGGCUGAAAUGUUGAUUGAAGCGGAGAAGGAAAAGUGCUUUCAGAGGAGAAGAACAAAAUUCAUUGCCUGUGAUUUCAUCACCCAGUGGCUGUAUAAUAAAAAUCCAAGAAGAAAAGACCAAAACAGUACAACUUUCUUUGAGAUUCCAUUUGUUCAAGAAUGGCUGAAGGAUCAUCCAAGGCCACCAAUUCCUUUAUCCCUACUUCUUUCCGAGGAAGAGGCUGCCCUAAUUAUACAGUCAUUUUGGAGAGGUUAUCGGGUACGUUGUGAUCCCGAAGUCCAAGAAUUACGCCAGUGGCAAAAAGAUCUAAGGGAGAUGAAAAAUAUCAAUAAAAAAGUCCAGGAUUUUUGGGCCAAGCAAGAAUCUAAAGUGGAAAGAGAAGCUAAAGAUCUUGAAGAGAUUCAAUCUAUACCUUAUCCUGCUGGCAUUUCCAUCAGUGUUCUCUCACCCACGCCACAGAAUACAUCCAUCCAAACAUAGAGACUAUAUCAGCAGAUGCUGAGGAUUUCAAGGCAGAAUUCUUUGCUUCAUUAUACCUUCUACAAUAAAGUGGUACAUCAUAGGUACAUAUCUGUGUCAUAUAAAUGCUGACUUAAAAAUAAAUAUUGUAGGAGAGGUUUUAAAGUAAAAAAAUAACAUCUAUUCUUGCAUUCAAUCGACUUUCUUGUUGCUAGGGUCUGUGCCCCUAAAAAUUAAAUAUAUAGGUGUGCACAAUGAGGGGGGACUGAACUACUUCCAAAGCCUAAAGCAGGACAUACAUACCCAGAUACAGCCAGGCAGUUUGGCUCAUUGCCGGCAUAUAUGUCUUGCAGCUUGGCCAGUGUACAGCCACAUAAAGGUCAGAUCUCUGGUCUAUUUAAAGGAAAAUGAAUUGAAGAUAAAACCUACUUUGAUUUUCCUUUUAAAGUCUGCCAUGUAUCAGAUAUUGAUAGACCUGAGCGAAUGUAUAAGUACAAACUGUGCAGCGUGCCUCUUUCCAUUAGUGCUGACGUUUUGCUUUUUUAUCAUUCUCACAUUAAAAUCCCUCAGGACUGAAGUGGUGACUGUAGUUUGCUUAAAAUAGAUCUUUGUCAGCUGCACAAUGUAUUAUUUAAUAAAAUGCUCUUUAAUUUGCUACAAGA